CUCUUAUUUCAGUCGGCUGCCGAAAACUCUACGGGCCGCUUUUGUUGCGCAUCGACCUGACGAAAAGCGUUAUUAAAAGUGGCGGAACCGUCGCGGUCGCUCAUAAGUAAGCGAGAAGAGGACCAUGGUGCUUUCCGAAGGAAUGAUUGAAGAGUCAGGCCGCAACAGCAGCGCCAUGGCGGACAGGAGACAACUGUUUGCUGAAAUGCGUGCACUGGAUCUGGACUCCAUUAGACUGUCCACAUACAGGACGGCAUGCAAGCUGAGAUUCAUACAGAAGAGGUGCAAUUUGCAUUUGGUGGAUAUCUGGAAUAUUAUUGAGGUUUUUAGAGAAAACAGACUCAACACCAUGGACCUCAGCACAGAGUUCUCUGUGUCACAUUUGCAAGCAAUACUGUCCACCAUCUUUUACCAGCUGAACAAGCGCUUGCCCACAACCCACCAGAUCAAUGUAGACCAGUCCAUCUCGUACCUCCUCAACUUCCUGUUAGCGGCCUACGACCCGGAAGGAGUGGGAAAGAUCUCAGUUUUUGUGAUGAAGAUGGCCCUGGCUGCUCUCUGCGGAGGAAAGAUUUUGGACAAACUAAGAUAUGUGUUUUCACAGAUAUCAGACCCAAACGGAGUGAUGAUAUACUCACAGUUUGACCAGUUCCUAAGAGAGGUACUGAAACUGCCCAUGACGGUUUUUGAGGGACCAUCUUUUGGCUACACUGAGCAGUCCACGAGAACCUGCUUUCCACAAGAGAAAAAGGUCUCGCUCAAUGUGUUUCUUGACACGUUCAUGUCGGAUCCUCCUCCUCAGUGUCUGGUUUGGUUACCGCUGAUGCACCGGCUGGCAAAUGUUGAGAAUGUCUUCCAUCCUGUGGAGUGCUCCUACUGCCACAGCCAGAGCAUGAUGGGAUUCCGCUACCGUUGCCAACAAUGUGAUAAUUACCAACUCUGCCAAGAGUGUUUCUGGAGGGGCCAUGCCUCGGGCAGCCAUAGCAACCAGCACCAGAUGAAGGAGUACAUGUCAUGGAAAUCUCCAGCUAAGAAGCUGUCAGAUGCUCUUAGCAAAUCUCUGAGCUGUGCCUCCGGUCGAGAGCCUCCUUACCCGAUGUUCUCCGAAACAGCAGAGAAACCGCUCAACCUCACUCACGUCGUGGACACAUGGCCUCCCAGACCUGUGACCGCUGGAAAUGAAUACAUUCUCUCUCACUCCAUGCCUUCCUCAGGAAACCCUUACUCCAGCAAAACAGGUGCUCAUGAUGAGACGAAGCAAAUGAAGCUGUUUUCCCGGACGGCCCCAGAUCUUUUGAAAGGGAAAGGGGUUCAGUACAGCCUCGAUAUCGCGGAUAGGCUCGCUGAUGAGCACAUACUUAUCGGACUUUAUGUGAAUCUCCUCCGAAAGGACCGUUCAUGUUUCCAAGAGAGCUAUAAAAACCAAGACGAUGAGCACUUCCUCAUCGCCCGUUACGCCUCCCGAUUGGCUGCUGAUGGAGCUGCAGCGAAGACCAGAGUCCCAGCGGACAUCUCUCUCUGUCUGGACUCCAAUAAACAGCAGCGACAACUUAUCGCCGAGCUGGAGAACAAGAACAAGGAGAUUUUGCAAGAGAUCCAACGCCUGAGACAACAGCAUGAAGAAGCUUCCCAGCCUCCGUUAGACAAAAGCCAACAGAACCCAACGUUACUGGCUGAACUGAGACUGCUCAGACAGAGGAAGGAUGAGCUGGAGCAGAGGAUGUCAUCUCUUCAGGAGAGCAGGAGAGAGCUCAUGGUGCAGCUGGAAGGACUCAUGAAACUACUGAAGGAUGAGGAGCAGAGACAAGCUGCUCAAGCUGCCGGCUCCUCCCCCAGCCACGCCUCCCCUCGUUCUAUGCAGAUGCCCAUUCGCUCUCCCUCAUCGGGCCUCACCCCCACCCAUGGAGGCCACACCCCCACUCACGGGCCCCAGGACUCUUUAGCUGGAGUGGGUGGAGAUGUUCAGGAAGCAUUUGCUCAGGGACCUCGCAGAAACCUGCGAAAUGAUCUCCUGGUGGCAGCAGACUCCAUCACAAACACCAUGUCUUCACUGGUCAAGGAGCUCAACUCAGAAGAUGGAGGAGAAGAGGAUGAGAGACUGCUGCAGAAUGGCAAAGACAGAGGUAUGACCCUCCACAUGGGAACUACAUUACCCAAAAUGCAUCUGUGCUCCUGCACGCAGACCUCGUUACAGGAACAUCAAUGAUUUUGUGAGAUUUAUCCUCUCUACACACAACAAAAGCUCAUAAUGUUUAACGGGGCGGGUGUGUGUGUUUCUGGCGUGUGUCUGUGCUUUCUGAGGGGGCUUGUUAGUGCUUAAUUACUCGUUAGUAUUAACGAGGAAGCUGUUUACGAGUGUGUGGAGGGGUGCUGGAUGUUUUUUUUUUUUAACUACUUCCUGUAGGGUCAGAGGGGUUCAGCACACUGAACCUUUAUGAGCCGAACCCGUACUGGGAAACACCUUCAUUAUAGCGCUGGUUCUUUCUCUUUCUUCACUGUGUUCAUUCAUCUUUCCAUACAGCUCCGCCGCUCAUGUUUUAUUGGUCUGCUUCUGAUGGCCUUUCUUUGCUAGUUUCAGACACCAUCACUCAAAUUAAGCUCCCAGCAGACAUUUGCUCAAAAAUGCUGUAGCUGGAACAAUUUUCUGGAGAGCAGCGCUUAAAACAUGCCUCUAAUAAAAUGCCCUAAUGACUUGUAUUAGAUUAUUGAUCAUUACAUAUAUGCGUAUAGUUGUAUGUACUUAUAUGGUCUCUUGCAUCGAUUUAGUAUAUUUUGCAAGCAUUCAUUUUGAAUAAAUGUCUCAGAAAAAAAUUGGAGCAUUUCAAAUUAAAUUAAGAGACUUUAAACUUGAUAUUUCUGCAAAUAUCUACGUUUCCAGUAUUAUUUAUUUCACACACACACACA
This is a messenger RNA of Puntigrus tetrazona (Sumatra barb), 2904 nucleotides long. Its product is annotated as dystrobrevin alpha-like. The transcript is spliced from 21 exons. The record is from RefSeq and is a predicted model, not a curated record. Gene Ontology annotation, cellular component: synapse; plasma membrane. Bases 125 to 2206 code for a protein of 693 amino acids. Lineage: Eukaryota; Metazoa; Chordata; Actinopteri; Cypriniformes; Cyprinidae. Gene Ontology annotation, biological process: synaptic signaling. Gene Ontology annotation, molecular function: zinc ion binding.